This is a messenger RNA of Anastrepha obliqua, 4637 nucleotides long. RefSeq lists its product as uncharacterized. NCBI's taxonomy places the organism in Eukaryota, Metazoa, Arthropoda, Insecta, Diptera, Tephritidae. The transcript is spliced from 5 exons. The record is from RefSeq and is a predicted model, not a curated record. The coding region runs from base 66 to 2837 and encodes 923 amino acids.
GAAUAAACUACGGUUUGUGGACCAGUUAAAAAUUUGUUAAUUUAUUUUUCUAAUAUUAAUUAGAAAUGCUGUCCAUUGAUGAAGAUGGGAUUUCCUCUUCCGAAGAUAGUAUUGCUGAAGAUUUGUCGGAAUCUGAAUUCGAGGACGACCAAAAUGCUGACUAUACCACGUUUAACGCCAGAUAUAUGGGGGAGAUAACAAGUUUACUAGAUGCCCAUAGCCAUGUAAAUUGCGAGAAUGCCUUAAAGCUCAACCAGGAGAUGCAACUACGUUUGCAAGAGGUGCGAAAACGUUUGCAAGUUUUAUUACAAGCUGUACAACAGCGGUACCUUUCAAAUGAGCGACGCCUGAAACUGAAUUUGGCGAGAAAGCAACGGGGAUUUGGUAUACGUGGCGCUUAUCUGAAAGGUGGAACUUUCUUCUUCAAAGGAAAUAUGUUCUUUAAAGAUCUAAAUUGUCGUAACUGUCCAAACAAUCAAGAUUACGAAUAUCGCAAAAAAGUUGAAGGUGAAAUGUUUCCUAUGGAUUUAGAACUGUGCAGUCGACAUGUAUGGUCAUUGUUCGACAAAAAAGCUGUGGUGCAAGCAGUGAAAGAACAGGUAAUUGAUUAUUUAGCUGAUCGCAAAUAUCGGGAUAGAAACAAUAAAUCGAAAAAUCUUACACUUGAAAUAAAAGUACAUACGGAGAAGUUGACAAACCUAUUAUCACAAGUAGAUGAGAAAUUCCAGAUUGAUUGGGAACAAGUCUCUGCGCACAACUUAACCUAUCGGCAUUCCCCUAGUAGUUGCAAAACAAUGUGGCAAGUGUACUUGCAUCCCUCCCUUAAACGUAGUGCUUGGUCUGCGGAAGAAAACAAACGUCUUUUAUGUGCAGCACAGAUGCAUAAUUAUCAAAAUUGGGAGAGUAUUGCGAAAGAGGUUUCGAAGCGUUCCGAUUACCAAUGUUUUAUACAAUACCAGACCACCGUGUGUUUUAUGGACACACAACGGUGGGGACGUUGGGAUAAGCAGGACGACACUAAGCUUCUGGAAUUGAUCGACAAAAAGUCGGUGAACGGUGUGAUAGAUUGGAACGCAGUUGCUGCAUAUUUUCCACACAAGCCAAAGAAAUCGUUGCACCAGCGCUACAUAUAUUAUUUGGAUCCAAAGAUUAGCCAUGAACCAUUCACUCCAGAAGAGGACCUGAUAUUGUUGGCAGCAGUCGAGGAAUAUGGUGAAAAAUUCGCUUUGUUUCCACGCAGUCUCUUUCCAAAUCGUUCAAUAACGCAGCUACGGAUGCGUUACAAGAACACAUUGCAAACUCGCCACAUGCUACAGCCUUGGUCUGUUGAGGAUGACAAGAAACUUAUGGAGUUUGUGUCUGAGCAUGGAACAUCGAGUUGGUUACGUUGUGCAGAGACACUUGGCAAUCAUAAUCGUAUUAGCUGUCGUACACGUUUUCUUACCAUACAGAAAUUUUUCAAGAAAAAUCCAGAAGCGACACUCGAAGACAUACCACGAAAGAAGAAGUGCAUUUUGAAAAAUAGUCUCAUAACAACGGAGAAUUGGGUGGAAAAAGUUGCAGAGCUGCGUGAAAAUCCUAACACAGUACUUGUACCCCCGACUCGAAAAUUUAGAAAAAUUAACCGAAUGUCGAAAAAGUUUAAAAAGGAACAAAAUGAACAAAAAUCGCCAAAAUGUGAGGUGUCACCACCAAAAUGUGAGGUGUCAAAGGCAACAGAGAGAAAACAUCGGAAAGUUCCAUAUGUCGAGCGUUUGCGUGCUGUGGAACAGAAAUUAUAUCAUUUCUUCAAGUACGCUUACAACUUUCGCUUAGGCAACGAUAUAUGCACUAAACCACCGAAUGCACUAUUGCGUAAAGUAGCAACGACGCUUCAUUUUGUAGCCGAUCCCGCACGGCAGUAUGUUACGGAUACAUCGCUGUCACCAUACAUCAGUCGUCGUUGUAAGUUUUACCUGCAACAGCAAAGUCAACUAACCAGCGAAGAUUUCAGAAAACCAUUUGACCAUACUCUUCCACCUAGCUGGUCAACAGCAAUGGGCUUUCGAGCACUUUGUGUGCAAUCGGCGCAGAUACAGUUAGGAGGGUCGAAAAAUGAUGAAUACAUCGAGGAUCGAAAACCAAGUGAAAUUGAAAAACAUGAGGCAGUACAGCGUUUUCGCAAACGCAUGCGUGCAUUAUUUUACCAAACAGCCCUUCUAAGUCGGCUACAACCCGGUCGUUUUACGAAACUAAUAACGACAGAAGUGACAGUAACGGAAAAUUGUACAGAACGAUCGGCAUUUGAUUUGGCUCGGGUAAAGAAUGAUCCUCAUGAAUUUCUAGCAAUUCAUGAACCAAUUACAGUUGUAGCGAAAGACAAACAGCCGAAUGUGGAAGUUUCGAAAAAGGCGAAAAAAACUGAAAAACAAUCGAAAGCUGUUAGGCGAAAAAGAAAAUUGCAAGUACCAACGUCAACAAUCGUACAAUCCGAAAGCGUAACAGCUGCAAGCCUGGAAGCUGAGGAAGAGGUUACGUUUGAGGUUACAUUUUUAGAUGAAGCCACACUGCCUGAAAAUCAAACGGAUGCCUUACAGCGUAACUUGCACAGUAUCGAAAAGGAUGGUGAAUCACAUCUUGCGUUACAAUCAAGUACAGCUGAGUCAAGUACAUCUUUGGUGCCGGAAAGUUUAUCAAAAACUUGUAUUUCACAUUCACCCAAAAUGGUACGAAAAAGAAAAAUCGCUGCUAUUCCGUCAUCUGGAGCAGAACCUGGGGAAAAGCGCGCACACAUCGAAGCUAGCUGUGAUAGAACAGAUUUUAAGUUCACAAAUGUAAAGACUGAGUUUGAGAUGUAAUAUGAAUACGCAUGUAUGUAUGUAGAUGCCCGUAAACAACAGAAAAGGUAGGCAAAGGGAAAGAAUUAGUCAUAUUUUAAGUAAUUAUUAUUAUUUUAAACACUUCAGUGACAUUGUUUGCGUUAUUUUGGAAAAUACUGAAAUGUCCGAAUGCUACCUAGGAGUGUACAUUGAAUGUUUGAUGUAUAUAAUUCCCUGACCACUAUUUCGUACGCCUACGAUUUAUAAAUCAUAUAAAACAAAUAAUAUCCCAAUAGCACAAAAUGCAACGCAGAAAGUGGCUGUUAUUAAUUCCUAUGGCUGUUAUAAACUUGGAAUAUAACUUGGCGUUGCUCAUGAGCUCAGGCUCAUAUGCUAACUUUAUGUUAUUUUUGGCUUUAUAUAAACUUUGCUUGGAAAAUGGCACAAAGUUGUCGCAAUUUGAUAGUUAAAAAUAUAUAAUUUCGGUAAAACGCAUUUCGAAAUUACGUCGAAACUCUGUUUUUUUAAAUCUAGGAGGUGUCCAUUUCGAUUUCACGGUCUAUUGUCUACACAUAACCCAACUUUUUCAAUAAACCAAAGAUGGAGCUGGGUUGCGCUGAUUGUAUGUUUCUUCUUUCUUAUGGCUAUAUCUGUCCAAAUUCUAAUCCUUCGCGCUAUAGCAUCACGUUCGGGAACAAGGUGUGUUCUAGUUUCCAGGGAUUGACUACAGCAAAGACUGGAUAAUGUGCAGAUGGCUUUGCAAUUUGAAGUUGUUUGGUAUAAGUAUAAUAUUAUGGUGUACAUUGAUCUCAGGAUUCGUGGGUUACAACCCCACGAUGUUUCUGCUAAACGUUUGCAAACCAUGAGGGCCGCAGAUGUUUUGGACAAGGUUGCGUCAGCGUGCCUUCUCCAGUUAAGCUUGACAUCCAGAAUAAGACUUUACCGACCAUUGCUAAAACAACCUCGUCGAUAUUGAUUCCCAACCUGGUGAGACUAUUUUUCUGGUAAAGGGAAUGAUAACUGUUUACAGACUCAUCCCAGGAUUCCAUCUAUUCGUCAGGCUUAAAUCUCUUUAUACUAUAUCGCAAAGGGUAUUCUUGAACUUGGCCUUUGUUGUGAUUACCAACGUCCUUCGCGUAUCCUUGAGCGUAUCCUAAAAGCUAAAAAAAUUGUUCGUAUAUUUGCUUGGUACUAACUCGUACGUGCUUACAAUCCCAUAACUCGGCCGUCCUGACAUAUAGAAUCUCCUGAUUGUACGUCGAUGAAAGGUAGAUAGUUUAACGGUUUAUCAUUUUAUAGUUCCUUGUAACUUGGUUUCCAAUAUUUCACUUUCUGAUGAUCGCACUGACAUAAGAACUGUCCUUUGUCGUAACUUUGUUUAAUUUCGUAUUGUUAACGCACAACCGAAGUUCAACUCUUUUCUUUUUAACUAGUACUAUGGGUGACGCUUUGGCUUUCUACAAUCCUUGGCAUAGUGGCCGGAACAAUUGCAGUUGCAGCACUUAAAUCGUUCAUCGGGGCAUGCUCUUGCUGAUGGACGCUUUUACAAUAUGACUGAACGGAAUUCUCUCACGACCUCUUUUGCUGAAGGAAAAUUCUCUAGGUUUGCUUGGUUGCGGAGCUGCCUUUCCGGAAUUCCUUCGAAGAGGUAGUCGGCAAACACUUCUUCGCACUUAUAGAAUGUUGACGCCACGUUAUUACACGCUAAAACUGCGCCCUUAAGUUUUAAGUGUUCAGCUACACACAACAUGGCAUCGUCGGCCUUAAAAAUUGCGCGAUAGUGUACCACCUGGUUGUACCAUGCACUAAAAUCAUCAGCCCCGUCGUAGGUCGGUAUAA